GUUUUCUGUUCCCAAAGUUAAGCUUUGAAGACUUUAUCCUGUGCAAAAGUCUUUCAGCAUCGCUUUGUCUAAAAGGAGUGCAAAGGCGAAUUUAGUUAUUGCACAAGGAUAGGCGUUCCCUAACGGAAAAGUGCGGAUGUAUGCUAGAACAGUCCAAUAGGAUCUCGUUAGCUCGUGCAUGGCUCUGCCCACCGCCUUGCUUGUUCUGCCCACUACGAUAAUUUAUUCCCAUUGGAAACGAAAGGCUGUGGUCUAUCUUGGUUUAGUUAUGCAAGUCUUUGGAGCUAUUUUCCUAAAUUCCUUGACUAGAACACGGAAGUAGGAUUGGAUACGACUGUGUCACAGACAGAAGGGGAUUUAGUUAUACAUGUCUUUGACUUUGUUUUGAAUUCCCUGUGUGGAGUAACGAAAGAUCAACUGACUAAACUGAAGACUGAAAAUGUCUAAACUACAGUUGCUGCGUGUGUUUUUGAAUGAUCGUUUAACGGCGGCUGCUGUAGAGAUAUUCGGGGCAGUUGAGAAAACGGUAGUGGAGUACCAGGAGGAGAAUGAUCGGCUACGGAGACUGCUGCGGAGGACACCGGAGAUACAACUAUGUGGAAUAGACUCCCUGCAGCUCUCUGUCUCUGAAGAGGACUUUCCCCCUGAGCAGCAGCACUGUGAGCAGGAGUGGAGCCCCAGUCUGGGGCAGAAGGACCCAGGGCCCACACAGAUUAAAGAGGAAGAGGAGGAAGUCAGGACCAGUCAGGAGGAAGAGCAGCUUCAAGGUCUGGAGCCUGAUAUCAUGGAGUUCAUAUUCACUCCUUCAGGUGUGAAAAGUGAAUGUGAUCAGGAGGACCCACUUCAGUCCUUGGCUCUUCCCCAAACCAAGACUGUGGAGAACAGAGGGAGAGACUCUAAACCAGUGGAUCUCAAACCUUUUGUUACUGUGACCCACUUAAAAGGUCUCGACAUUCCCUGUGACCCUACAGAUACUCAAAAUAUUGCCUUCAGCCACAGCUCAGCCAUAAGCAGAGACCCAGUAGGACUCGACAGCAGCCCACCAUUGCAUCCUAAACCACCAUUGGAUCAAAACCCACCAAUGGGGGAACACGGUUCCAAACUCAGCACCACGUCUAGAAAAACUCACCACUGCCGUGACUGUGGUGAAAUGUUUCUUCUGAAAGCUGACCUGCAGAGGCACGUGACUCUUACCAAGAAUAUAAUCAGUGAAUGCCGCUUCUGCAAUAAACAAUACAAUUCCACCUGUAAAUUGAAGGCCCAUAUCCAACUCUGUCACAUUGAGAUAUCCUGCACAUGCCCUGUUUGUGGCAAGACCAUCAAACACAAAGGAGAUCUGUCCAGGCACAUGAGUAUUCACACAGGAGAAAAACCAUUUAGCUGUGGUGACUGUGGAAAAAGCUUCAAUCAGAAGGGGCACCUGAACUUGCACAUACUGAGUCACACAGGAGAGAAACCAUUUAAUUGUAGUGACUGUGGGAAAAGCUUCUAUCAGAAGGGAGACCUAGGGAAUCAUAUGCUGACUCACACACAAGAGAAACCAUUUAGCUGUGGGGACUGUGGGAAAAGCUUCUAUCAGAAGGGACACCUUACAGAUCAUAUACGGACUCACACAGGAGAGAAACCAUUUAGCUGUGGUGACUGUGGGAAAAGCUUCAAUUUGAAGGGAAACCUAAGGAAGCAUAAACUGACUCACACAGGAGAGAAACCAUUUAGCUGUAGUGACUGUGGCAAAAGCUUCAGUCAAAAGACUAACUUGCUGACGCAUGUCAAAAACAUCCACAAAGGAAGAAAACAGGAUGAAUAAGUGAAAGAAUAAAGAAAAUUAGGAUCAAAAUGUUCUGUCAGAAGAUAGGAAUAACAGGCAGGAUGUGGACAGCACUCGUAGGAAAGGAAAGCUACUCUGGAUAAUUUAUGCGUUUGGUUCGAGAUCAAUAGAUGGGGGUAUGACGGAUUUACUAUUGUAAAACAUUCUAUAUGAAUACAGUUUGAUUUGAAUUAUGAUGUAAUGCUUAAACAUUACACAGCAUCGUAGGAAGCUCACAGGUCUGCUGUUCAGUCUGUUUUCACGUUAUUAGAAACAGGAAUUCCUGGUUAUUUGUUUUCGAAUGUCUCUCAGGUGAUGAGAGAAUGGUCUGACUGAUGCGAUUGACACAUUAAAACGUUAAAACACUUUCUGUAUAAUAUCUCAUCAAACUAUUUCCCAUCGAUUUUUGACCAAAUCUUGCUCAUUCAUGAUAUUGAUUUCAGAUUUUAUGGAGUAAUGAUAUACAGUAGACUCCUGAUAAUUGAUUAAAAGCAUUCCAUGUGAAGCUGGUUGAGAGAAAAUAGUAAAAAUAAAGAAAAACCCUUUUUAAAAUGUUUUAAUUUAAAUGAUUAUACAAAAUUCUUGCAACCAAUAGAAUGUUAUAUAUAUGGGGGAUACAACCUUCCCAGCUCUGCAGAGUUUUGCUGCUUAGUUAAAUAUAUGGCAAAUAUAAAUAAAACUGGAUGGAUGUUAGUUAUGACUGCUUUGUGUCAUGUGGUGUCGUCUCUAACUUCUUGCCAUUUGUGCUGUUGUCUGGGCCCAAUAAUGUGCUGUUAACAUGUUUUGUGCUGCUACCAUGUUGCGUUGCUACCAUAUUGUUAUGUUGUGUUGCUG
Oncorhynchus mykiss (rainbow trout) is the source of this 2641-nucleotide messenger RNA. RefSeq lists its product as uncharacterized. The record is from RefSeq and is a predicted model, not a curated record. Lineage: Eukaryota; Metazoa; Chordata; Actinopteri; Salmoniformes; Salmonidae.